AGGAUUUCUCCUUUUGACUCCCUCAUUUGCAGUUUAUACCUCUCUCAGCCCAUCAAUUGCCGGAAGAGCUGCUCUGGAGUUUGAGCUUGAGCAUCUGAAAGAAAAAUGACGGGCGGUUUAAGAGUCCUAAGUCGGUCACUGAAACAUUACAAACCCACAACCUCUAUAUUUCCAGAGAAUUCACUCUCUCCUCAAUCCAACCAAUGGAUUUACCAAACUCGCCGGACUCUGAUUUUAGAAUCAGCACCGUCACGCUCCGUCACCCUCCACCGACUCCCUGACUCCGAUUCCGGGAUUGUUGAGGUUAGGUUGGAGAGGCCGGAGGUGAGAAAUGCAAUUGGGAAAGAUAUGCUGAGAGGUUUACAGAACACCUUUGAAGCUGUCAGUGAGGAUUCUUCUGCUAAUGUUUUGCUGAUCCGCAGCAAAGUUCCCAAGGUGUUCUGUGCUGGAGCAGAUUUAAAGGAACGGAAAAUGAUGAGUGCAUCUGAAGUUCGAGAUUUUGUCAACACACUGCGUGCCACGUUCUCAUUUUUAGAGGUACUUUCUAUUCCAACAAUUGCUGUCAUUGAAGGAGCAGCAUUGGGUGGUGGACUUGAAAUGGCUUUAUCAUGCGAUCUUCGGAUAUGUGAAGAAGAUGCAGUGAUGGGCUUGCCAGAAACAGGACUUGCUAUCAUUCCUGGGGCAGGUGGAACACAGCGGCUUCCUAGAUUGGUUGGAAAAGCAAUAUCAAAGGAACUCAUAUUCACUGGUAGGAAGAUUGGCGGCAGGGAAGCAGUGUCGAUAGGUUUGGUAAAUUACUGUGUUCCUGCUGGUGAAGCUCAUCUAAAGGCACUUGAAGUUGCUCGCAAUAUAAAUGAGAAGGGUCCAAUAGCAAUAAGGAUGGCAAAAAAAGCUAUUGAUGAGGGACUGGAGGUAGAUAAGACCUCAGCUUUGGCUCUUGAAGAACAUUGCUAUGAAAAGACGUUGAACACAAAUGAUCGCUUGGAAGCCCUAUCAGCAUUUGCUGAGAAGCGAAAGCCAAAGUACACUGGAGAUUAAGAUGAUAAACUUGCUAUAAUUUGUCUGGAUAAGUUUCUUGGUUGGGCAGAAAUAAACUUGUCAGCAAUGACAAAAUGACAGGUCAGUAGAGGUCUUAAUUUUAUUUGAUCAUAAGUUACUAUUUAAUGAAUAGCUGAUUAAAUGUUUUGUUUGGGUGUCCGUGGAUUGAAUGUGUUCCUUAGUGAAUCAAAUAAUUGUACUCCUCAAUAUUGUUUCUUUUUACACUAA
Messenger RNA from Malus domestica (apple), 1266 nucleotides. Its product is annotated as probable enoyl-CoA hydratase 2, mitochondrial. Gene Ontology annotation, biological process: fatty acid beta-oxidation. The record is from RefSeq and is a predicted model, not a curated record. Gene Ontology annotation, molecular function: catalytic activity. Lineage: Eukaryota; Viridiplantae; Streptophyta; Magnoliopsida; Rosales; Rosaceae. Gene Ontology annotation, cellular component: mitochondrion.